Molecule: messenger RNA, 816 nt
Organism: Trichosporon asahii var. asahii CBS 2479
Lineage: Eukaryota; Fungi; Basidiomycota; Tremellomycetes; Trichosporonales; Trichosporonaceae
Exons: 3
Coding region: 1-816 (271 amino acids)
Source: RefSeq, a predicted model, not a curated record
AUGGUUGGAACGGACAUGACCUGUGAGCUUCCUAGUUCGCUCGAGCUUACCGGCCAGACGCUCGAGACUCUUCAGACAAUGUCAGUGUCUGGUCCAUGGACGACGAUUACAGCGGUGGCUGGUGGUGUUUCCCUGCGUAGUUCAAAGUCGAUGUCGGCUGAGGGAGCGAAAGCCUGGCGAUGUCCUUGCUGCCGAGCAUGGUCUCCGCUUCGCCUUACCCUGAAGCACACAGCUAACAAAAGUGGAUCGCGCAAGUCACCAUCUGCUUCCCGCCCCGUCGAAUACCUGAAGCCACUCGCGCCGGUGUCUAAGCAGCCUGACGGGGCCCGUCCCAUGUCCAUGGGCCCUCGCCGUGCGAGCGGCGGCAUGCCGAUGCCGGACGGCUACCUCGUGUCGACAUUACGCCGCCAACAACAGAUGUCCGUCGGCCCGAAGGGAGGCCAGUAUCUGUCGCCGAACUAUUCUCCACAACCCACGAUCGGAGGCCAGUAUCUGUCGCCGAACUAUUCUCCACAACCCACGAUCGUGUGGAACGGCGCCGCGCAGGCUGCUGAGGCCGCAAAGCAGAAGGGGAACACCGAUUUCGGCCCUGGGUCCAACACGAGUCCGUCGGGGUCGGUCAGGAGCUCGAAGCGCGGCAACCGCAACAGCGUCGGCCCGCCACCGUCCAGGUCUAGCCGCCUCGGCAGGCCUGCUGGAUGGGAUGAGGUCAUUGCCCCUAUUGAGGAGAAAACCGAAUACGGCAGUACCGCCGAAAACAGCGUCAAGUUCGCUAAGGGCGGGCAGGCGGCGAUGCCAGUGAUGGCACAGCGAUGA